GACUUCUCGUCGUCUCCGCCCCCUUCCCCCGCUCCCCCCCGCACCCCCGCCUAGCGUCCUUCCCCCAAUCCCCUCAGGCUCGGCUGCGCCCGGGGCCGCGGGCCGGUACCUGAGGUGGCCCAGGCGCCCUCCGCCCGCGGCGCCGCCCGGGCCGCUCCUCCCCGCGCCCCCCGCGCCCCCCGCUCCUCCGCCUCCGCCUCCCCCAGCUCUCCGCCUCCCUUCCCCCUCCCCGCCCGACAGCGGCCGCUCGGGCCCCGGCUCUCGGUUAUAAGAUGGCGGCGCUGAGCGGUGGCGGUGGUGGCGGCGCGGAGCCGGGCCAGGCUCUGUUCAACGGGGACAUGGAGCCCGAGGCCGGCGCCGGCGCCGGCGCCGCGGCCUCUUCGGCUGCGGACCCUGCCAUUCCGGAGGAGGUGUGGAAUAUCAAACAAAUGAUUAAGUUGACACAGGAACAUAUAGAGGCCCUAUUGGACAAAUUUGGUGGGGAGCAUAAUCCACCAUCAAUAUAUCUGGAGGCCUAUGAAGAAUACACCAGCAAGCUAGAUGCACUCCAACAAAGAGAACAACAGUUAUUGGAAUCUCUGGGGAACGGAACUGAUUUUUCUGUUUCUAGCUCUGCAUCAAUGGAUACCGUUACAUCUUCUUCCUCUUCUAGCCUUUCAGUGCUACCUUCAUCUCUUUCAGUUUUUCAAAAUCCCACAGAUGUGGCACGGAGCAACCCCAAGUCACCACAAAAACCUAUCGUUAGAGUCUUCCUGCCCAACAAACAGAGGACAGUGGUACCUGCAAGGUGUGGAGUUACAGUCCGAGACAGUCUAAAGAAAGCACUGAUGAUGAGAGGUCUAAUCCCAGAGUGCUGUGCUGUUUACAGAAUUCAGGAUGGAGAGAAGAAACCAAUUGGCUGGGACACUGAUAUUUCCUGGCUUACUGGAGAAGAAUUGCAUGUGGAAGUGUUGGAGAAUGUUCCACUUACAACACACAACUUUGUACGAAAAACGUUUUUCACCUUAGCAUUUUGUGACUUUUGUCGAAAGCUGCUUUUCCAGGGUUUCCGCUGUCAAACAUGUGGUUAUAAAUUUCACCAGCGUUGUAGUACAGAAGUUCCACUGAUGUGUGUUAAUUAUGACCAACUUGAUUUGCUGUUUGUCUCCAAGUUCUUUGAACACCACCCAAUACCACAGGAAGAGGCGUCCUUAGCAGAGACUGCCCUAACAUCUGGAUCAUCCCCUUCCGCACCCGCCUCGGACUCUAUUGGGCCCCAAAUUCUCACCAGUCCGUCUCCUUCAAAAUCCAUUCCAAUUCCACAGCCCUUCCGACCAGCAGAUGAAGAUCAUCGAAAUCAAUUUGGGCAACGAGACCGAUCCUCAUCAGCUCCCAAUGUGCAUAUAAACACAAUAGAACCUGUCAAUAUUGAUGACUUGAUUAGAGACCAAGGAUUUCGUGGUGAUGGAGCCCCUUUGAACCAGCUGAUGCGCUGUCUUCGGAAAUACCAAUCCCGGACUCCCAGUCCCCUCCUACAUUCUGUCCCCAGUGAAAUAGUGUUUGAUUUUGAGCCUGGCCCAGUGUUCAGAGGAUCAACCACAGGUUUGUCUGCUACCCCCCCUGCCUCAUUACCUGGCUCACUAACUAACGUGAAAGCCUUACAGAAAUCUCCAGGACCUCAGCGAGAAAGGAAGUCAUCUUCAUCCUCAGAAGACAGGAAUCGAAUGAAAACACUUGGUAGACGGGACUCGAGUGAUGAUUGGGAGAUUCCUGAUGGGCAGAUUACAGUGGGACAAAGAAUUGGAUCUGGAUCAUUUGGAACAGUCUACAAGGGAAAGUGGCAUGGUGAUGUGGCAGUGAAAAUGUUGAAUGUGACAGCACCUACACCUCAGCAGUUACAAGCCUUCAAAAAUGAAGUAGGAGUACUCAGGAAAACACGACAUGUGAAUAUCCUACUCUUCAUGGGCUAUUCCACAAAGCCACAACUGGCUAUUGUUACCCAGUGGUGUGAGGGCUCCAGCUUGUAUCACCAUCUCCAUAUCAUUGAGACCAAAUUUGAGAUGAUCAAACUUAUAGAUAUUGCACGACAGACUGCACAGGGCAUGGAUUACUUACACGCCAAGUCAAUCAUCCACAGAGACCUCAAGAGUAAUAAUAUAUUUCUUCAUGAAGACCUCACAGUAAAAAUAGGUGAUUUUGGUCUAGCUACAGUGAAAUCUCGAUGGAGUGGGUCCCAUCAGUUUGAACAGUUGUCUGGAUCCAUUUUGUGGAUGGCACCAGAAGUCAUCAGAAUGCAAGAUAAAAAUCCAUACAGCUUUCAGUCAGAUGUAUAUGCAUUUGGGAUUGUUCUGUAUGAAUUGAUGACUGGACAGUUACCUUAUUCAAACAUCAACAACAGGGACCAGAUAAUUUUUAUGGUGGGACGAGGAUACCUGUCUCCAGAUCUCAGUAAGGUACGGAGUAACUGUCCAAAAGCCAUGAAGAGAUUAAUGGCAGAGUGCCUCAAAAAGAAAAGAGAUGAGAGACCACUCUUUCCCCAAAUUCUCGCCUCUAUUGAGCUGCUGGCCCGCUCAUUGCCAAAAAUUCACCGCAGUGCAUCAGAACCCUCCUUGAAUCGGGCUGGUUUCCAAACAGAGGAUUUUAGUCUAUAUGCUUGUGCUUCUCCAAAAACACCCAUCCAGGCAGGGGGAUAUGGAGAAUUUGCAGCCUUCAAGUAGCCACCAUCAUGGCAGCAUCUGCUCUUAUUUCUUAAGUCUUGUGUUCGUACAAUUUGUUAACAUCAAAACACAGUUCUGUUCCUCAAAUCUUUUUUUAAAGAUACAAAAUUUCCAAUGCAUAAGCUGAUGUGGAACAGAAUGGAAUUUCCCAUCCAACAAAAGAGGAAAGAAUGUUUUAGGAACCAGAAUUCUCUGCUGCCAGUGUUUCUUCAACAAAAAUACCACGAGCAUACAAGUCUGCCCAGUCCCAGGAAGAAAGAGGAGAGACCCUGAAUUCUGACCUUUUGAUGGUCAGGCAUGAUGGAAAGAAACUGCUGCUACAGCUUGGGAGAUUUGCUAUGGAAAGUCUGCCAGUCAACUUUGCCCUUCUAACCACCAGAUCAAUUUGUGGCUGAUCAUCUGAUGGGGCAGUUUCAAUCACCAAGCAUCGUUCUCUUUCCUGUUCUGGAAUUUUGUUUUGGAGCUCUUUCCCCUAGUGACCACCAGUUAGUUUCUGAGGGAUGGAACAAAAAUGCAGCUUGCCCUUUCUAUGUGGUGCGUGUUCAGGCCUUGACAGAUUUUAUCAAAAGGAAACUAUUUUAUUUAAAUGGAGGCUGAGUGGUGAGGAGUAGAUGUGUCUUGGUAUGGAGGAAAAGGGCAUGCUGCAUCUUCUUCCUGACCUCCGGGGUCUCUGGCCUUUUGUUUCCUUGCUCACUGAGGGGUCUGUCUAACCAAGCAGGCUAGAUAGUGCUGGCACACAUUGCCUUCUUUCUCAUUGGGUCCAGCAAUGAAGAUAAGUGUUUGGGGUUUUUUUUUUUCCUCCACAAUGUAGCACAUUCUCAGGAAAUACAGUUUAUAUCUUCCUCCUAUGCUCUUCCAGUCACCAACUACUUAUGCGGCUACUUUGUCCAGGGCACAAAAUGCCGUGGCAGUAUCUAACUAAACCCCCACAAAACUGCUUAAUAACAGUUUUGAAUGUGAGAAAUUUAGAUAAUUUAAAUAUAAGGUACAGGUUUUAAUUUCUGAGUUUCUUCUUUUAUAUUUUUAUUAAAAAGAAAAUAAUUUUCAGAUUUAAUUGAAUUGGAAAAAAACAAUACUUCCCACCAGAAUUAUAUAUCCUGAAAAUUGUAUUUUUGUUAUAUAAACAACUUUUAAGAAAGAUCAUUAUCCUUUUCUCUACCUAAAUAUGAGGAGUCUUAGGAUAAUGACAAAUAUUUAUAAUUUUUCAAUUAAUGGUACUUGCUGGAUCCACACUAACAUCUUUGCUAAUAAUCUCAUUGUUUCUUCCAACUGAUUCCUAACACUAUAUCCCACAUCUUCUUUCUAGUCUUUUAUCUAGAAUAUGCAACCUAAAAUAAAAAUGGUGGCGUCUCCA
This is a messenger RNA of Pan troglodytes (chimpanzee), 4050 nucleotides long. RefSeq names its product B-Raf proto-oncogene, serine/threonine kinase (gene BRAF). The record is from RefSeq and is a predicted model, not a curated record. Gene Ontology annotation, cellular component: cytosol; mitochondrion; plasma membrane. Gene Ontology annotation, molecular function: ATP binding; MAP kinase kinase kinase activity. Gene Ontology annotation, biological process: MAPK cascade; protein phosphorylation. The transcript is spliced from 20 exons. Bases 273 to 2696 code for a protein of 807 amino acids. NCBI's taxonomy places the organism in Eukaryota, Metazoa, Chordata, Mammalia, Primates, Hominidae.